UGAUUUUAUUGAAGCAUCGCUAAAAAAUAUGUAUGGCUUUAUGAUAAUAAAUAAUAUUCUUUUAAUAAGUCUAACUGGUUUUGAAACAAUAAUGAAAAUGGAUCAAACAGAUCAAGCAAUGAGAUUUGCUGCUUUUACAUUUGGACAAAUGGUACAUUUACUUUUCAACAGUUUACCGGGUCAAGAACUUGUUGAUCACAGUACUAGUGUUUUCAAUUUAGCAUACGAUUGUCAGUGGGAAUCAUUAUCAAUCAAAUCGAAAAAAAAAAUUCUCUUUAUUCUUAUGCGAAGUGCAAAACCAAAAAGUUUAACGGUACAAAUUUUAAAAUAUAAUUUAAUGUACAUUGUAUUUUUAAAUUAUGUUUGAAUAAUUAAUAUUUA
Molecule: messenger RNA, 381 nt
Organism: Aphidius gifuensis
Lineage: Eukaryota; Metazoa; Arthropoda; Insecta; Hymenoptera; Braconidae
Exons: 3
Coding region: 29-367 (112 amino acids)
Biological process (GO): detection of chemical stimulus involved in sensory perception of smell; sensory perception of smell
Cellular component (GO): plasma membrane
Molecular function (GO): olfactory receptor activity; odorant binding
Source: RefSeq, a predicted model, not a curated record